UCUUACCUGAAGCAAAGACUGCCGCACCUGGCCGCGCUCUAGACUGCACGCGCUACCGACUGUCGUCAUGGCAACACGAGGACGUAAACAAACACGCGUGAAGUUUCUGGUGGUUUCUGAUCCGGCGUUCCGAGCAGCCCCGGAACGAUGACGGAGUCUGAGCUACUCCUCAAGACCAAGAUUCACUACUACUGCCGAGAAAAAUACUAUUACAGCAUGCAGCGAGUGGCCGUGGAAGGCAUCAAACGGUACUCCGGAGACCCGGUGUACCGCUUGUAUUUUGGCAUCUCCCUCAUCUUUGAAGGUCGCCUUCAGGAAGGGAUACGAGAAUUGGACGUUGUCAAAGAAAGCAAAGACGUCGCCUUGGGAGGCAUCCUGGCAUUGAUACUGGCUCACAAAAAAUGCAGCAUUGUAGAUAAAGAAGCAGUGGCACAACUUGACGCGCAACUCAAGGAGACAAGGAAGCAGGCAGGAGAGAAGAUGCUGUAUUAUGCUGGGCUGUUUCUAUUCUUGACAAGAAGAUACGACAAGGCAAAAGAAUAUAUUGAUCGCAUGCUGAAGGUUUCGCCACCAACUAGAGAGGGAUUGAUCCUGAAGGGAUGGAACGAAAUCCUCAACACGAAGGAUAAAAAAUCGGCAAUUCAAUACUUUGAAUCAACGGGAGCGGCUAUGCCAGAAGCACUCUUUGGAAAGGCAAAAUGUUUCGAGUGCAGUUCGGAGCUCACAAAGGCCUUAGAAGUGAUCAACCAAGCUGUGGUACUCUACUCUGGAUUUGUGCCUGCACUGCUCGAGAAAAUGAAGAUACACCUUGCUAUGUCUGACUGGGACCAGAUGCUAGACUCUUGCAACAGGGCGUUAUCCCAGGAUGCAAACUGCAUCGAAGCCCUCGUCCACAUUGUUCUUCACCUGGUCUGCAAGAACGGGGACUACAAAGAAGGCUCCGACAGGUUGUCUGAACUGCUACUAAAUUUGGAAAAGGUUGAGCCCAAAAAUGGAGGCCUAUACCACAAGAUUGCCCAGCUUCUGUCACGCACGUGCUCGAGGCAGGACACGAUACUGCAGCACACGUAUAUGAUAGCGGAAAAAGCUUGCUCACUGGAGCCCAGCAAUGCAGACUACAUGUCCGAGCUUGGCUAUCAGCGCAUUCUGCAGGGCAAACUGAAAGAUGCUGCAAAGCAUUAUCGUGCAGCACUCAAGAUGGACGAAGCUAGCAUUACAGCACUCACAGGUAUUAUUUGGUGUCAGCUACUGGAAGGGCAAUAUGAUGUGGCAAGUCAACAGCUGGAGCUUCUGAAAGAAAUCCAUAAAACCUCAAGCAUGACCCCAGAGCUGUUGUACUUGUGUGCCCUGUCUGUUCACAAAGGAAAACCAGAAGAACUGCAGCAGCAUCUGAGUCAGUGUGUUGAUGCCCACUUUGCCAAGAUAGAGGGGCUGUCACUGGGGUCGGAGUAUUUGUUGCUGCUAAAUCCCGACUUCAUAUUUCAAAUUGUAAGCCUCUACCUACAAUAUUCUCCUGACAAGCCCAUCGAAGCUGGACAAACGAUUCCAGAGUCGCUCAAGAAGAGUCAGACAAUCCUGCAACCUGUCACACGAUCCUGUCCUGGCUGCGUGGAGGCCAUAUACCUGAUGGGGAAACUCAAGUACCUCUCAGGUGAUUUGGUGGCAGCGCAGGGACUACUUGAGAAAUGCUCGCACCAGUACUCCAGCUUUGCCGACGCCCAGAUGCUGCUAGCUCAGAUCCAUCUUCACCAGGGAAAUGUGAAAAGUGCCAGUCAAAUGCUGGAAACUGCACUCAGCUACAACUUUGAAGUGAGAGACCAGCCCACGUUCCACCUGAUUAAAGCAAAAAUCUUGAAGCACCAGGGUGAAUUUCAAGAAGCCUUGCAACUGCUAAAUGCUGCCAUGACCCUGAGUGGAACAAAACCAUCAAGCACCUCACAGAAAAGACCAAAGCACGAGCUCGGCACAAGUGACAGGGUCUCGCUGUACCUGGAGCUUGCUGAUACGUACAGGAAACUUGACCAGCAGGACGAAGCGGUGAAAGUGAUGCAGGAGGCGGUCAGCACAUUCCGUGACACGCCAGAGGAGGUCCGAGUGACUAUUGCCAGCUCGGAGCUCGCGCUACUGAGGGGAAACACUGAGGAGGCUCUGGCCCUGCUUCGCAACAUCGGCCCGGAUCAACCUUAUUUCCAACAGGCACGGGUGAAAAUGGCGGACAUCUACCUCACCCACCGCAAGGACCCAAGGCUCUACGCCAGCUGCUACAGGGAGGUGAUAGAAAAAUUCCCGGUUCCACAGUCCUACCUAAUGCUCGGGGAUGCCUACAUGAAGAUACAAGAGCCAGACAAUGCCAUUGGAGCAUAUGAGCAAGCUCUUCGGAAAAAUCCCAGAGACAGCAUGGUGGCGCGCAAAAUUGGACAAGCGCUCAUCAAGACCCACCAGUUCGACCGAGCAAUUACCUACUACAAGGCUGCCAUUAAAGCUGGAGGCCAAGCUUUGAUGAAGUAUGACUUGGCCGAGUUAUUAGCAAAGGUUAAACGCUUGCAAGACGCUGAGGACAUUAUCAAUGCAGCUCUGGAGGGACUUCAGAAAGAUAGUGACCUGACAAGCCUGCAGUGGGAAUCAAAGUUCCAACUGCUGUUGGCUCAAGUUCAACAAACACACAACAAGGAUGACCUGGCUGUAAAGGCCCUGAACAAAGCUUUUGAAACACAGAGCAGAGUCAUGAUCCGAGUCCCCCAAGAACAGCCAGACUCUCUUUAUGAGCAAAAGCAGCUGGCAGUCACAAUCUGCAAAAGCCUGGCAGAGCAUAACGAACUCAAGCGGGACUAUGUUCCAGCUGCCCGUUUUUACAAGCAAGCUUUGAGUUACGAUCAGAACAACUUGGAGAUUUUGCUUGCAUUAGCAAAGUUAGAGAUGACUUCAAACAACUUGGAGUCUGCAAAGCAAUACUGCAAUACAGUACUUCAGCAUGACAAGGAAAACGACAGUGCUACACUGAUGAUGGCAGACUUGAUGUUCAGGAAGACAGACCUAGAGUCUUCGAUGUUCCACUUCCAGCAACUCCUAGAGAGGAAGCCAGACUACUUCCCUGCACUGGCGAGGCUAAUCGAAGCCAUGCGAAGGCUUGGCAAGCUGGAGAAUGCCGAGUCACUGUUGAAGAAAGCCAGUGAGCUGCUGCCUCGAUCUGGGACCAACGGGGGUUACUUCUACUGCAAAGGCCUUCACGAGUGGUACACCGGAAAUCCAGCUGGUGCAAUGAAGAGCUUUAACAAAGCUCGACACGAUCCAGACUGGGGCCUCAUCUCCACUUAUCACAUGAUAGAAAUCUGCAUCAAUCCGGACAACGAGACAAUUGGUGGAGAGACGUUUAACAAUGGUGACAUUGGCACCAGGGAUACUGCCAAGAUUGACUAUCGUGAGGGAGCGAUCCAGACAGCGGAGAGACUUCUGAAUGAACUGCGUCCAAAAAUGUCUGGGGACUCUGAUUUUCGGCUCAUGAGCAACUUUAUACACUUGGCAAAAAAGACAAAGACGGACGCCGAAAUAUCACUCAAUGAGUUCCUGCAGUUCACUUCAGACGAGCGAAAUAGGGACCACGUAGGUGCGAUACUGGGAAUGGCGACCGCACACAUGAUCCUGAAGCAGGUGCCCAGAGCCAGACAUCAGCUGAAGCGAGUCAUGAAGGCUCCUUGGAACUUUGGGGAUGCUGAAUAUCUGGAGAAGUGCUGGACAUUGCUUGCGGAUAUCUACAUCCAGUCGGGCAAAUAUGAUGUCGCUACAGACCUGCUGAAAAAAACCCUCCAGUAUAACAAGUCUUGCACAAAGGCCUAUGAAUACAUGGGCUACAUCAUGGAAAAGGAGCAGAGCUUCAAAGAGGCUGCCCUCUAUUAUGAGAGUGCAUGGAAGCAAGGCAGUCAGAAUAACCCAGCAAUGGGUUACAAGCUUGCCUUCAAUUAUUUAAAAGCAAAACGGUACACAGAUGCAAUUGAUGUCUGCCAUGUGGUGCUGACAAAAUGCCCCAGCUAUCCAAAGAUCAAAAAGGACAUCCUGGAGAAGGCCCGUUCAAACCUCAGAACCUAAUUAUUUUUUCUGCAUGCAUUCGAAGCAGAACACGAGGUGUCACGUAAAGAUAUACUGGUUUAU
This is a messenger RNA of Ixodes scapularis (black-legged tick), 4146 nucleotides long. RefSeq names its product tetratricopeptide repeat protein 21B. The coding region runs from base 148 to 4083 and encodes 1311 amino acids. Gene Ontology annotation, biological process: protein localization to cilium; intraciliary retrograde transport. Gene Ontology annotation, molecular function: protein binding. The record is from RefSeq and is a predicted model, not a curated record. NCBI's taxonomy places the organism in Eukaryota, Metazoa, Arthropoda, Arachnida, Ixodida, Ixodidae. The transcript has 37 exons. Gene Ontology annotation, cellular component: intraciliary transport particle A.